AUGUUUAAUAAUUUCAAAAUAAUUUUAUUUUUAACAUUUUUUCUAUUUAUUUAUUUAAAUAUUAAUUUUAUUGAAUCAAGGAAUAUUUUGAGUAAAAAAGGACAAAAAUUAUUUUUAAAUAAAAAGAGAGAAAUUUUAAAAAAUUCAACAAAAAUUAAAAAUAACGACGAAGAAAAAGAAGAAUUUUUUAUAGAUUACGCAAUGCUUUCAUAUGAAUCCAUUGAUAAUGAUGCUAUUUAUUAUUUUCACGAUAAUUGUUAUUAUGAUGAAGAAAAAUUUGAAGAAUAUUGUUAUAUGGAUAAAAUGAGUGCUCCAAUUAAUGCUAAAUUUGAUGACGAACUAUAUGAUGUUGAAUUCUUUGUUGAUGAACUUGUUGACAGUCAGGGGAAUACAAUUGUAAAUAUUAGUAGAGACACUACUUUUACUCUUUAUUCGAUGUUUUUUCGCAAUAUUAUACAAGGAAAUAAAGAAGAUAUUACAAAAAUUUCAAAUGCUUUAGAUGCUCAUUAUUAUAUUCGUUAUUAUUUUGACGGUUUAUGUAAUGAUACUAAAAUAAAAAGAAAUGAAUUAAGUUUAAAAUUUAAUGAUGCGAAUAUUACCAUUCAUUUUGAUGGAAGUGAUCUGGCUGGAUAUAGUCACGAUAAUAUUUGUGAAAUUGAAAUAUGGGAUUGGGAAGGAGAUGUCGAGUUAAAAUUUGCAUUGCCAGUCUUUAAUAAUUAUUGCAUAUUUUUUGAUUCUCUCUUACAACAAAUAGCAUUUUCUCCAAGAAAGAAAGAAGAAAUAGAGUGGUCAUAUUGCCAUAUUUAUUAA
Messenger RNA from Meloidogyne enterolobii, 810 nucleotides. The record is from the annotation of a GenBank genome assembly. Lineage: Eukaryota; Metazoa; Nematoda; Chromadorea; Rhabditida; Meloidogynidae.